Messenger RNA from Diversispora eburnea, 741 nucleotides. NCBI's taxonomy places the organism in Eukaryota, Fungi, Glomeromycota, Glomeromycetes, Diversisporales, Diversisporaceae. The record is from the annotation of a GenBank genome assembly.
AUGUUACUUUGGGAGAUAGCAGAACUAAAAAUUCCAUAUGCAAAAGAGAGAGAUAUCGCCAGCAUUCGGGAUAGAAGUUGGUCAUUAGGAGUACCACACUCGGAAUGGAAAAAUUUAGUUUCCAACCUUAAAAAUGGAGCCUGGCAUCCAGAUCCAAGUUUUCGACCAACUUUUACCGAAAUGUUUUUAACACUUGAAAAAAUAUAUAAAGAAUGUGAUUGUUUAACCACGAUCGAUUUUUCAGCAUUUGGAGAUAUGUCAGUAGAAGAAGCAAUUAUGGAACAUAAGAAAAGAGAUGGUAAUAAAAAAAAUGCCUGGAAAUGUUUUGAAGCACACGCGGCGGUAGGUGAUAUUACCGCUAAAUAUUGGAAAGGUUAUUAUUUAUAUUAUAAUCUUAUUGAUGGACCUGAAGAAUCAGAACAAGAAAGAGCAAUUGAAGCAACGAAAUUAUUUAAAGAAGCAGCAGAUGAAGGUGAUAUGCCCGAAGCACAAUUAAGAUACGGAAAUUGUUUAUUCAAAGGUGAAGGAGUGAUUAGAAAUUUAACAGAAGCUGCAAUAUAUUUUAAGAAAGCAGCGGAAAAUGGGAAUGCUACUGCAAUGUUCAAUAUGGGAAAGAUUUAUUAUUAUGGGAUGGGAAUUAACCAAGAUAUUAGUGAAGGAGAAAAAUAUUUAAAAUUAGCGGCUUACAAUAAACAGAAGCAGGCUGUUGAAAUGUGUAAGGAGAAGAAUAUAUCAUUGUAA